Messenger RNA from Brassica oleracea var. oleracea, 1138 nucleotides. RefSeq names its product protein GrpE. Gene Ontology annotation, molecular function: protein-folding chaperone binding; adenyl-nucleotide exchange factor activity; protein homodimerization activity. Lineage: Eukaryota; Viridiplantae; Streptophyta; Magnoliopsida; Brassicales; Brassicaceae. The record is from RefSeq and is a predicted model, not a curated record. Gene Ontology annotation, cellular component: chloroplast. Bases 23 to 919 code for a protein of 298 amino acids. Gene Ontology annotation, biological process: protein folding. The transcript has 3 exons.
UAGUACCAAAUCAAGUCCGACAAUGGCGAUUUCCAUAACUCAUUUCUUCUCCUUCUCCUCUUCAUUGCUCUAUCCGUCUCCAUAUUCAUCAGGAAAAUCGAGAAUCAUUCCCUUAAGAAACCUUCAUCUCCAUUGCAGACCGUCUUCAUCUCCAUUCUUUUCAAAACUAAACCGAGGGGUUCAAUUCAUAUAUAUAUCUCCGAUAACCGUCAACAGUCAGAGAAGUCACGUAUCAUCUCUCUCUGCCCACCAAGCUUCACCAACUAAUGGUGAAGAAACGAAUUCAAAGCACCCACCAGAUGUAAAAACCCUGAUUAAAGCUUAUAAACAAGCUCUCUUCAAUGGAGACCAACUCUCCCUUACAGAAAUAGAAAUGUUUUUUUGCGAAAUCGAGAAGGAAAAGAAUAGAUUCGACCACAAGGUUUUAUCAUUAUCAAUGAAGGUAGCUUCAGAGAAGGACACGAAAAUCAGGUUGCAGGCUGAUUUUGACAAUACAAGGAAAAAGCUUGACAAGGAUCGGCUUAGCACGGAGUCGAACGCAAAAGUGCACAUCAUGAAGAGUCUCUUGCCACUCAUUGAUAGUUUUGAGAGCGCUAGGCAACAGAUUAAACCCGAUACAGAAACGGAGAAGAAGAUCGAUACAAGUUAUCAGGGAAUUUACAGGCAAUUCGUUGAAGUGUUGAGACACCUUCGUGUUAAAGCCAUUCCAACUGUGGGCAAGCCAUUUGAUCCUUUGUUGCACGAGGCUAUUUCGCGUGAAGAAUCUGAGGCGGUUAAGGUAGGGAUGAUAACCGAGGAGCUUACCCGGGGUUUUCUUUUAGGAGAUCGGGUUCUGAGACCAGCGAAGGUUAAAGUCUCUCUAGGACCUAUCAAGAAGAAGACUGUUUCACCUGCUGACGAGACUACACCUUCUGCUUGAGCUGAUGUUUGGUCAAUGGUUCUAUGUAUCUCAUGUUUAAGUCUAUUUCUUUCCUUUUCAGUGGUAAAACAAACACAUCUAUUUCUGAUUAGGUAGUUCGUUUGCUGCUUAGAGUUGGUUUUACUCAUGGAUUUGAUCAGAAGCUUCAGGUUCAUGUCGUCUGUUUUGGUCUUUAACAAAUACGUUGGUACAAAUAUUUUUACUCGACCUGAUUUUUCA